UUGUCACCCCAACAAAACACUCCUUCGUUUCCCAAGUGCCAAACAGUCAGGAAUGUGCAACUUUGUUAGUCUUGUGGGUUGAUUUCUAACAGAAAGCAAAAAGAAAAAGAAAGAAAGAAAACAGAGUAGGCGUUCGCCAGAACUGUUCAAACAUACUACACAUCAAACAAAAAUGAUUGGUGAACUUGCAAGUUUUUUUUUUCAACAAAGUCCGUACGCAGACUUUGAACCCUGGCAAAGUUUAUCUUUAACCACGAGCCCCAUUGAUUGGCUGAUAAAGGUUUACUGGACAAUCGGCGAUGAGCACUUUGAUUAAACUAACAUGAGUACCCCCAACGAGUGUGCGUGUGAUAUCAGUCUCCAACCAAGUUUCGUUUGUGUUGGCGGGGAUACUGGUUCUUCUACACAGUGCGGUUGUGCCGUGACUGCCGUCAUUAUUUAGUUGUCUUGCUGUGGUUUCGCAUGCUGGCCAGGAAUUACUUGCAAUCAUGAACUUUCUUGGCGGAUCCCGUAUCUUGCUGCUCUGUGGUCUAGUGCUUGCAGUCUCCGCAGCGCCUGUUCAAGAACCAGAAGUGAAACCAUCAAAAAGGCACAAUUUGAACAGUGAUAAGGAACAGCUCUUGGCAAAGCUCAAAGAUAUAGAGAAAAAACUUGAAGGUCGUAGGUCAAGUCAGGUGCCUGGUGAUGAUAAUCCUGCCGCUGCGGCUGAACCAAGGAAGAAGGAGGCAGGAGGAGCAUCAACCAGAGAUGAAAAACUUGUAGCAUCACUGCUCGGAAGAGUUUCAAAAGACAAAGCAAGUCAGGAUGGAGUAGAUCCUGGAAAGAAGGCACUCCAACAGUUUCUGGAUAAGGCUCGUGUAAGCGGUCAGUUUGUGGAUGAGCCGUUUAGCGACACCGUGUUGGGACAAAUACCAGGCGACAAUCAAAAGGAGGAAGAUGACAUUGUUAAAAAAGAAGUGAAUGAUUUUGACAAGAAUGACAAGACGGCAAUGGUUGACAGCAUCAGCAUCGACGACCUGAAACAGAUGCUGAGCGACUUCAAAGAAAACAAAAGAGAGCUUGACAACAAUGACAUGCUGGCUAGGUUAGAUUUCCUCACCAUUGACGACCUGAAACAGUUACUGAGCAUGCUCAGACAAAACAAACCAGGCUACAGUCCAAGAGGCCUAGAUGGUGAAGAUGCGAAUGAUGAAGACGGUCAAGAUGGUGUUGGUGAGACUGGGGGUGAUGAUGAUGACGACGAUGAUGAUGAUGAUGAUGAUGACGAUGGUGAUUCGAACGGUUUUCUGCAAGGCAUUAGCGUGCAGGAAUUAAAGGAGCUCAUUGAGACUGUCAAACAGAAAAAACAAGAUGGGGCACUGACGCCGGGAGAUUUGGGCAAGGUUGUGUACUAUCUUGUAACUCACCUCACCACCGACGAUCUGCAAACCAUGUUGGAUGCUGCCAAGGACCAAGAAAAAGAAGAAGAAGAAGAAGAAGAUGAUGAUGAUGAUGAUAAUGAUGGAAUGACAGAAGAAGAAAUAGGCCAGGCCAUUCAGAAUCUUGUCAGCCAUAUCAGCGCAGAUCAACUGCAGAGCUUACUGGCUGCCGUCAAGGCUAGGAAGCAAGAACUGGACGACAAUUCAGAGGAGAGCAAGGAGUCUAGCAGUGAAGAUGGACUUGAUGACAGAGAGCUUCAUCAGACAGAGGAGGAGGUCAUGCAAGCCUUGUUGGACUUCUUGUCUGGGCUGAGUACAGAGGAGUUGCAGAAGACCAUCCUAGCUGUCAAGAGGAAGAAAAUGGAAAUGAAGCAGGCUGUAGGAGAUAUAACAGGCGAGUACAUACAAGCUAACGAUGACACUAAUGACAAUGACGAUGACACUCACAUUGACGAUGAUGUCACUAAUGAUGGGAACAACGAUGCGGUCGAGAGCGAUGAUCUUGGACCCUGCGCUCAAGAGAAACAAGACAUCCUGGACAAAAUCGAGGCCGCUAGACUAGCCAACAGUCACCUCCUGGGUGGCGAGGUGCCAAACUGUGACGAGGAUGGCUUCUAUGCUCCAAAACAGUGCUCAGGAUCUAUGUGCUACUGCGUGGACAAACACGGAACGGUCACAGAGGGCGAGGCGAUGAUCUGGGAAGCGACAUCGCUGGUAUGCAGUCAGGACAAUGACGAUGCAAGCAGUGAUAGUUCUUCAGAGGAGGAUUCAUCAAGCGAUGUCUCUGAAGAUGACAAAGACGAUGAUGAAGACGAAGAAAGUGCAAGUGACGAUGACGAUGAGGAGGUCAAGCUGGAGCAGGUCGAGCGAGACCUGCUGGAGAUGCUGAAGGAGCAAAAGCGCCAACAAUUGUCCAAGAAUGGAGGUCUCAACAUGUAAAAUGACCAUGCUCGUCUCAUAAAUUGCAAAAAGAAUUGAAAUAAAAUAAAAUUAAAAAGAAAACAUUUAAAAUGUGGUUUAUUUUUAGUGUGCUGUUAGUAACUAUAUAGUGUCCCUAAGAUAAAAUAAUGAACCACAAAAUAUCAGAUCUAUAAAGUAUAUUAUGUACAAUCUGUGCACAAAAUGGGACGAUUUUUGUUUUUGUAUAUUUUGCAUUUUCAGUUUUCAAAUAGUCUAAAAACGUACCUAAGAAAUGGUGGUAAAAUCAUGCAGGAAUUGCAUUAACAUGGCUAUAGAAAGGCAAUGUCCAACCCAAUCGCUAGUUGUGAGGGGAAAAAACAGCCAUUUUCUUAAUCUUUGGG
Messenger RNA from Patiria miniata (bat star), 2719 nucleotides. Its product is annotated as coiled-coil domain-containing protein 1-like. Lineage: Eukaryota; Metazoa; Echinodermata; Asteroidea; Valvatida; Asterinidae. The record is from RefSeq and is a predicted model, not a curated record. The transcript is spliced from 18 exons. The coding region runs from base 489 to 2357 and encodes 622 amino acids.